CAGCUGGUUUGCCCUCUUUCCCUAGUAGUACUAUUGGAUUUUUCAACUAUAUAUAUAUUUAUAUCUAUAUUCAUAUUUAUAAUUGACUUAGCUGGUAUUUUCUAGAAUCAAUACGCAAUGCUGAACCUCCGCUCCCUUUUCGCCGCGGCCCUCUAUCUGUACAUGGUCGAAGCAUCGCCACAGAACCGCAAUGGCAGGAACGGAAAUGGACGCGGCAGCCAGCAGCGCUUGACGGCGCAGGAGCAGGCCGAUCAGAUACCGCAGGGAAUUUCGACAGCUACAGACGGUAGCACGAUCCUGGAUACCACGGCGCGGGUGAAUGGCCAAAACGUUCGGUUCAAAGUCUCGGCGCCCGCCGACCAAUUCACAACAGACACAGGCAUAACAGGGUCGACGCAGACAGCGGGCGCAGCGGGCACCCUGGGCAUAAAUGUCCUGCUGCACGGCGACGGCGGCCAGUCCUUCUUCGACUUCCCGAACCAAGCAGUGCAGAACAACUUGGCGGGGGUGGCCGUCCUGGCUCCGGACCCGAAUCUCUUCUGGGGCGGCGGCAGCGGCUUAGAGCGCACGGACGGCGUCGCGCACGCGCAGAUCGUCAACGAUCUCAUCAAGGAGAUCCUCCCGCAGGUCCUCGCGUUCGACGGCGACAGCGUCAGUUUCACGGGCGUCAGCGGGGGCUCGCUUCUGCUCUCGGGCUUCUUCAUGCCUGCGUUCAUGCAGAACUUCGCGUCGCCGGCGGCCGGUACCGCUGGUCUGGCGGGCGCCCGUGCGCGCAGCCGUUUCGCACUCGUUCAGUCCGCGAAAAGGGCGACGCAGACGACGACGGGCCAGAAGACGAGCCAGGUACUCCUCAACUGCGGCGCUCUGGCGCCCCAGGUCAGCAUGUCCGAGGACGCUGUCGCCGCGCUGGCCAACACGCGCAUCCACUUCCAGUCGACGCAGGCCGAGCUGGCGGAGCUGCAGACGUCGAUUCCCGAGGCCAUCGUGGCGUACGAGCAGGCCGUGUCCGACGCAGGUCUCGCAACGCAGCAGAUCGCUGCGCUCCAGACCGUCGAUAACUCUCCCAAUGGCGGGCACUGCGAGUUUGACGAGGAAGGUUUCGUAUCCGGCGUGCAGCUCAUGGCGGAUUCGUUCGCGGCUGUCGUGCAGGGUGGCGACGGAGUUCUUGCUGGCACCAACUUGAACGUGUUGAACCCCGUGCCAGGAAACGAGCAGCUUAGUUUUUCAGGAGCAUCAUGAAUAAAGGAAAUGACGGCGACCGGAUAGGUCCCGAUGAAGACCUUGACGCAUACCUGCAUUAGAAUCGUUACACUAGCCAGCUCUGCGUUCUGUCCAUGCGUCAGAGUGGAAUCGAGUAACGAGCAUUGUCUGGGACGUCAUUCUUCUUGUGUAAUUCAUAUCACCUGAGAAGAAGGCGCAUGACUUUGGCAUCCUCGAUUUUGUUGUAGUAAAGUUGUUUGCACAAUGAGGUGUUGCUGGGCCGAGUUGUAAUUAAUAACAACAAGCGUCAAAGAAGGUCAUGGUAGACAGGCCGGUAUAUAAUGAUAAUGAAU
This is a messenger RNA of Xylaria bambusicola, 1553 nucleotides long. RefSeq lists its product as uncharacterized. The record is from RefSeq and is a predicted model, not a curated record. The coding region runs from base 118 to 1239 and encodes 373 amino acids. Lineage: Eukaryota; Fungi; Ascomycota; Sordariomycetes; Xylariales; Xylariaceae. The transcript has 2 exons.